Dioszegia hungarica is the source of this 1518-nucleotide messenger RNA. RefSeq names its product glycosyl transferases group 1-domain-containing protein. The record is from RefSeq and is a predicted model, not a curated record. NCBI's taxonomy places the organism in Eukaryota, Fungi, Basidiomycota, Tremellomycetes, Tremellales, Bulleribasidiaceae. Bases 1 to 1518 code for a protein of 505 amino acids. Gene Ontology annotation, cellular component: endoplasmic reticulum. Gene Ontology annotation, molecular function: mannosyltransferase activity. The transcript is spliced from 5 exons.
AUGACCUCCCCCACCUCGCCGUCCGACCUCUCGCUCAUCUCCCCGCAGACCUUGCUGCUGGUCAUGGCCCUCUUUGUCCUCCCUUACGUUUCCUUCUUCUUCUUGCUGCAUCGACACCUCGCUACCAAGCCUGCGCGGUUCGGGUCGGCGAUCGUUCUGGUCUUGGGAGAUUUUGGGAGGAGUCCGAGGAUGAUGUAUCAUGCGAAGAGUCUGGUGGGACAUGGGUGGGAGACGGUGGUUGUGGCGUAUGGGGAAACCGACCCCAUCCCGGCCCUCCUCGAAUCCCCACACCUGCACCUACAAUACCUCUCCCCCCUCCCCUUCCCGCUCAAUCUCCUCCCAUGGCCCCUCCGUGCGCCCCUUCGACUCCUCCUCCAAUGCUUCGGCAUGCUAUACACCGUCCUCUGGUCGGUCCCGUUCCAUACGGAAUUCAUGCUCGUCCAGAACCCGCCGUCCAUCCCGACCUUGAUGCUCGCGCAGAUCCUGUGUAGUCUGACGGGAAGCAAGUUGGUCAUUGAUUGGCAUAAUGAGGGGUGGAGUAUACUGGGGAUGAGAGUAGGGAGGGGGAGUCCGUUGGUCAAGGUUGCGAAGUGGAUGGAGGGCUUCUUUGGUCAGGUCGCUCAUGCGCAUCUGUUUGUGACGAACGCGCUCCUCACGCACCUCAAGAAGGAGUUUGAUCUUUUUGGUCAACCGGCGGUGCUGUAUGAUCGCCCACCGAGCAAUUUCCGCCGAACGGACGCUAUGCAGCAGCACGAGCUCUUCUCCCGGAUAGUCCCCACUAUCUCCCCACCCCUCCCUUCUACCCUCGCCGCUCCCGACGCCCACUCCACAAUCUUCACGACCGUCUCCAACUCGCUCUCUUCCCUCCGUCCCGGCCGUCCCGCACUCCUCGUCUCCUCGACCUCCUGGACAGCCGACGAGGACUUUUCACUCCUUCUUACCGCUUUGGACGCCUAUGAAGCUGCUUCCACCACCUCUACAGCAAAGCUCCCACAUCUUCUCUGUCUCAUCACCGGCAAGGGGCCCCUGCGCGCAGAAUUCGAAACGCUCGUCAAGGCCCGCGAGGCCUCUGGGCGCUGGACAAACGUCACGGCCCGCUGCCUCUUUGUGGAUGCGCGUGACUAUCCAUCUCUUCUGGGCUGUGCAGACCUCGGCGUCAGCCUGCAUACGAGCUCAAGCGGGCGUGAUCUACCCAUGAAGAUUGUGGAUAUGUUUGGGUGUGGCGUACCGGUCCUGGCGAAGCGGUUCGCAUGCCUCGGGGAGCUGGUCAAAGAGGGGAAGAAUGGACGGACGUUCGAUACGGGCCAAGAGCUGGGUCAGGAGAUCACAAACCUCUUAUCUGACUUUCCUAAUAAUGCUUCACUCCAAACGCUCCAGUUCUUCUUCACUGCCCAGUCGGAAAGUACGCCCAGAAGUCGUGCGGGCACACCCGUACAUGAUCCGGACGAAUGGACGACAUGGGAGAAGAACUGGGAUAGGGUGGUCUUCAAGGGGAUAUUGCGGAGGGACCGGAAGUAG